Geodia barretti is the source of this 995-nucleotide messenger RNA. Lineage: Eukaryota; Metazoa; Porifera; Demospongiae; Tetractinellida; Geodiidae. The record is from the annotation of a GenBank genome assembly.
CGCCGAUCAGCGGUGCUUCCGGUGUCCAAAUCCGGGGCAAUACCCGACGAGCGACGACGCCUUUUCCGUGGUAUGAUAUCCUACCGACGCGAAUACAGAAUGCCCAAUGAUAAGCCUAGCUGCCACUCUACAUCUCCACGAAUUCUGUUACCAUGAGUGAAAAGAAGAGCGACUCUGAGCAGCUGGUGUUUAACACUGACGAGCAGAUUGCGGAAAGUGUAACUGUGACAGGUACAAUAAACACUGCUCAGCCUAAUGAGGGAACCUUUUACCAAAUAUUGGCUGGUGAUGAUCUACAAGUGACUUUUGACAACAAUGCAGACAACAACUACUGGAGUUUUCAUGCCGGUAGCUCAUUCCCCCAUGUUUCAGAGCUCUUUCACAUUGAGGCUGUGGGGGGCAAUAAGGUGAAGAUAGUUGGCUACCCUCCACCGGGCAAAGUGAGGUGGUAUCUCACAAUCAUUGAGAACCAACGUGGAGUCCCUGACCAAUAUCCCAAGUUUUCGGCUGAGGACGGGGUAUGAGUAUCAUUGAGUAACAUUCUCUUAGUGUUCAACUCCCCUCAUUAGUUCCUCCAACCACAGGUUGAAAACAUUCUUCACACUGAGUUCACAAGACACGACAGUCCAACUGAUCUCAACACCUUUGGACUGAGCUACACCACCCAAAAAGAUGAAACACGUUACCUGCUACCAGUAAACCGUAAAAGGAGGAUUGGGUGGAGCAAGAAUUUGCAGUAUCCUUUUCUGAUGGUAUAUACCUCCAGAGGAGAGGGAGCUGGUGGAUCUUGAUAAAGCCACGAAGAAAUAAGAUAAAUCCAAGAAGAAAUGUUGCUAAUAGCUGCAUGGCUUCACACUACUGUUGCUCUCUUUGUACCUGUCUUAAAUACCAUUCGUAAUAGUAGUAUUGGUAUUUUCUACUCUAUGACUGCAUGGCAAAUCAUCACAUUUUUCUGUGUAGAAGACUGCUCAGCAACACAUACACGUGUACCACAA